CUGGCGAUGUGAGGCCCAAAUUAUUUAUUGGGCUGAUAACAUGUUUUCCAUUGCCCAAGUCAUCAAUGGCUUUCAAAAGCUUCUUCCCCGUCAAGUAACCCGGAGACUCAUUUCUUCAUCCGCUUGUUCCUCUACCAGCUCCGAUAGUGCGAAGAAGGAUAAAGGGAUCUUGGAAAAAUGGCGCCUGCAGCCGACAUAGACGAUGAGAUCAAGGACGAGAAGAACCCUAGGCCCCUUGAUGAAGACGAUAUUGCUCUUCUUAAGACAUACGGUCUGGGACCUUAUUCAACUAAUAUAAAGAAAGUUGAAAAGGAAAUUAAGGAGAUGGCAAAGAAGAUCAAUGAUUUAUGUGGCAUCAAGGAAUCUGACACUGGUUUGGCUGCACCUAGUCAAUGGGAUCUGGUUUCUGAUAAACAAAUGAUGCAGGAGGAACAACCUCUUCAGGUUGCAAGAUGUACAAAAAUAAUCAGUCCAAAUACUGAAGAUGCAAAAUAUGUUAUCAACGUAAAACAAAUAGCGAAGUUUGUUGUUGGAUUGGGUGACAAAGUUUCACCAACCGAUAUUGAAGAGGGAGUGCGAGUUGGAGUUGAUCGGAAUAAAUAUCAGAUCCAGAUUCCCUUGCCCCCCAAAAUUGAUCCAAGUGUCACCAUGAUGACUGUCGAGGAAAAGCCUGAUGUGACAUACAAUGAUGUUGGUGGAUGUAAGGAACAAAUUGAGAAGAUGAGAGAGGUGGUUGAGCUACCGAUGCUCCACCCAGAAAAAUUUGUGAAGCUUGGGAUUGACCCACCUAAGGGUGUUCUCUGCUAUGGCCCUCCGGGAACAGGGAAGACACUACUAGCUAGGGCAGUGGCUAAUAGAACAGAUGCUUGUUUUAUCCGUGUCAUUGGCAGUGAACUUGUCCAGAAAUAUGUUGGGGAAGGAGCUCGGAUGGUUCGCGAACUCUUUCAGAUGGCACGCUCUAAAAAGGCUUGCAUUGUUUUCUUUGACGAAGUCGACGCGAUUGGUGGAGCAAGGUUUGAUGAUGGAGUUGGGGGAGACAAUGAAGUUCAACGAACUAUGCUUGAAAUUGUGAACCAACUUGAUGGCUUUGAUGCACGUGGGAAUAUUAAAGUUCUCAUGGCAACCAAUAGACCGGACACACUUGAUCCGGCAUUGUUGCGUCCCGGGCGGUUGGAUCGCAAAGUCGAGUUUGGGUUGCCUGAUCUGGAAAGCAGGGCACAGAUUUUCAAGAUUCACACGAGAACAAUGAACUGUGAGAGGGACAUCCGUUUUGAACUCUUAGCACGUCUUUGUCCUAACUCUACUGGAGCCGAUAUAAGGAGCGUGUGCACGGAGGCCGGGAUGUACGCGAUCAGAGCAAGGAGAAAGACGGUGACAGAAAAGGACUUUCUUGAUGCUGUGAACAAAGUCAUCAAAGGGUACCAGAAAUUCAGUGCCACCCCUAAGUACAUGGUCUACAAUUGACCCCCCCCCUCCCUCCCGAAAGACUAGUCCUACUCUGGAUUUAUUGUUCUCUCAAUCUUUGCAUAAGGACAUGUAAAUCAUUUUCCAAUUGUACUUGAAUUCCUUUUGUAUCUGCUUGUUGCACUAAUUCAAUAGUCAACAUGUACUGCCUCUGCCAAGACCUCAUGUUAUAUUGCUUGGGCUUUUGUUGUUACACAUCAUCAUGGCUUGAACAAAUGUUAGUUCUUAAUCCAAGUUUUACAUUAGCUAUGAGUUAACU
Cuscuta campestris is the source of this 1723-nucleotide messenger RNA. NCBI's taxonomy places the organism in Eukaryota, Viridiplantae, Streptophyta, Magnoliopsida, Solanales, Convolvulaceae. The record is from the annotation of a GenBank genome assembly.